This is a messenger RNA of Chrysochloris asiatica (Cape golden mole), 1467 nucleotides long. RefSeq names its product integral membrane protein DGCR2/IDD-like. Gene Ontology annotation, molecular function: protein binding. Gene Ontology annotation, cellular component: membrane. Lineage: Eukaryota; Metazoa; Chordata; Mammalia; Afrosoricida; Chrysochloridae. The coding region runs from base 1 to 1467 and encodes 488 amino acids. The record is from RefSeq and is a predicted model, not a curated record. The transcript is spliced from 9 exons.
AUGAUGCCCAAGGCAGACAGCGGUGCCUUCCUGCUGCUCUUCCUGCUCGUGCUUACCGUCACCGAGCCUCUGCGGCCAGAGCUGCGGUGCAACCCUGGGCAGUUUGCCUGUCGCAGUGGAGCCAUCCAGUGCAUCCCCCUCCCUUGGCAGUGUGACGGUUGGGCGACGUGUGAGGACGAGAGUGAUGAAGCUGACUGUCCAGAAGUGACCAGGGAGGCACAUUCUCUCUAUGGGAAGGACGCUGUGGACACUUGGCAGGCUCGAGCCCGAGGUGGUGACCCUACCCAACUCCACGCAGUGAAUGUGGCACAGCCUGUUCGCUUUAGCAGGAAGUGCCCAACUGGCUGGCACCAUUAUGAAGGCACGGCCAGCUGCUACAGAGUCUAUCUGAGUGGAGAGAACUACUGGGACGCAGCGCAGACCUGCCAGCGAGUAAACGGCUCCCUGGCCACCUUCUCCACUGAUCAGGAGCUACGCUUUGUCCUGGCCCAGGAAUGGGACCAGCCAGAGCGGAGCUUCGGGUGGAAGGACCAACGCAAGUUGUGGGUUGGCUAUCAGUACGUCAUCACCAGCCGGAACCGCUCCUUAGAGGGUCGCUGGGAGGUAGCAUUCAAAGGCCAGACGUGUGUGGACAUCAAAGACAACGUGGUGGAUGAGGGCUUUUCCUUCACUCCCAAAGGGGAUGACCUGUGCCUGAGCUGUACCUGUCAUGGUGGGGAGCCAGAGAUGUGUGUGGCCGCCCUCUGUGAGCGACCCCAGGGUUGCCAGCAAUACCUCAAGGACCCCAAGGAGUGCUGCAAGUUCAUGUGUCUGGAUCCAGACGGUAACAGCUUGUUCGACUCAAUGGCCAGUGGGAUGCGUCUGAUUGUCAGCUGUAUCUCCUCCUUCCUCAUCCUGUCCCUGCUGCUCUUCAUGGUCCACCGGCUGCGCCAGAGACGCCGCGAGCGCAUCGAGUCCCUGAUUGGAGCAAACUUGCACCACUUCAACCUUGGUCGGAGAAUCCCCGGCUUCGACUAUGGCCCAGACGGGUUUGGCACUGGGCUCACGCCACUCCACCUCUCUGAUGAUGGGGAAGGGGGAGCUUUCCAUUUUCACGACCCUCCCCCACCCUACACAGCUUACAAGUAUCCUGACAUCGACCAACCUGACGACCCACCACCACCCUACGAGGCCUCCAUCAACCCAGACAGCAUGUUCUAUGACCCUGCAGAUGACAAUGCCUUUGAGCCAGCAGAAUCCAGCCCACCGGCCGUGGGGGACAGCAGCAGUGAUGGGGCUUCGUCCCGGCACCUAGAGCAGCCUCUACCCUCUACGGGAACCCCUCUGGCAUAUCUGGAAGACUCGGCCGACAGCAGUAGUGCCCUGCUGGUGCCUCCUGCCCCCGUCCCAAGCGAGAGUACCCCUACCGCAGAGGCACUGCUGGGGCGCAGCCUGCACAGCUGCAGUUCCCUCAACACGGUGGUGUAG